Molecule: messenger RNA, 1486 nt
Organism: Xenia sp. Carnegie-2017
Lineage: Eukaryota; Metazoa; Cnidaria; Anthozoa; Malacalcyonacea; Xeniidae
Product: acetylserotonin O-methyltransferase-like
Exons: 3
Coding region: 139-1212 (357 amino acids)
Biological process (GO): methylation
Molecular function (GO): O-methyltransferase activity; S-adenosylmethionine-dependent methyltransferase activity
Source: RefSeq, a predicted model, not a curated record
ACUUAGCAAAGAUUGCUAUGAUAUUAAAGACUUAGAUGAUAGAGUUCUUAUAUUUCAAGGCCAUACACUGGACUUUAAACAACAAGGCUUUCUGUGCCAUUUAACACCAGUGUGAUCAUAUGCCUAAACCUAAAUAAUAUGGCUUCAGAAGACGCUAAAUCGUCAGGCCAUCACGUAAUAGACAUUCUCUGGAGCUAUAGCAAAUCAUUUGCAUUGUUUGCUGCUUUAAAUAAUGGAGUAUUUGAAUACUUAGAGAAGAAUGAUGGGGGAAGAACAGCUCAGCAGACAGCGAACGACCUUUGUCUUGACGGAGUCGCUACGACUAUUUUGCUUGAUAAUUGUACCAGUUCUAAUCUCUUGGUGAAAGAAAUACCUAAAGAAAAUAUGGAGGAAGCUAUUUACCGAAAUUCAGAUGAAACGAAGCGACAUCUUUUACCUCAAAGUCCUGAGUCACUCUACAAAUACGCCAUCUUUGAGGCUCGUGUACUGAGCAAAUUGUCGGUGAAUUUUGAGCAUGCUUUGAAAGAAGGUACAAGUCAAUGGCAGCGUACAUUUGGUAUGACAUCGGAAGAAGCCUUUAACAAUUUAUACAAAAACAGGGAAAGUUUAAUUGAGUUUGAAGAAGCUAUGAAAAAUCGCAUCGAAAUAUGCAAAAGCUCGUUGCUUGAAGCGUUUGAUCUCUCGGGAUUCUCACAUCUUUGCGAUCUUGGAGGUGCUGGUGGUGCGUUAUCAUAUGCCGCCGUGAAAGCAUAUCCAGGAAUGAAGUCGACUGUGUUUGACUUAAAACCUGUUAUUGAUGUUGCUGAUCAUUUCAGACCUUCGUUUGAAGAAUGUCCAAACCGAGAUAAUGUUUCUUUCGUAGCUGGAGACUUCUUUAAAGAUGAUUUCCCUCCAGCAGACCUUUACAGUAUGACAUGUAUUCUCCAUGAUUGGGAAGAAGAAAAAGUUGAUCUACUUUUAAGCAAAACCUUUCAAAGUCUUCCGUCGGGUGGAUGUAUUUUAAUUGGAGAAAUAAUUCUUGAUGAUGACAAACGCAGACCAUGGCAUGGUCUAUCAUUUAGCAUGUCUAUGUUGACAAUUUGCUCAAGAGGACGCGAGAGGUCUGGAAAAGAAUAUGAGCAACUUCUCCGAAAGCAUGGCUAUGUUCAAAUACAGUAUAAACAGAGUCAAAUGCCGUUUCGUCUUGGAGCAGUUUUUGCAAAAAAGCCAUAGAUUUAUUGCAUUCUUUUGCUAGUGCAAAUUCAAACAUUUGACGUAUUUACUCAUUUUCACAAUCAUCUGUUAUAUAAAAGUUAUAUUGCUUUAAAAAGCGUUUAACAAUGCUUAUACUUGUAAAAUAUGGCCGCGUAAUAAAAGCCAUGGCUAAGUGAAACAUAAGCCAUCUUAUUUACAUUCAAGUAAAAUGUAAUGUAUCCUUUAAAGAUACAAUUGCUUUAAGCUUUACAUGUAGCGCAGUCAACAAUGAUUACCAUGAUAAUUCCAUUUA